AAACAAAUCACUCGUUUUGAUGAGGCAAUGUACGAAGUAUCAAAAGGCCGAGAGACAUGGAUCCCACACCGGUUCGGCUGCCAAGACGGCGGAGAUGUGGAGUUAGUCGGGGCCCACCGGGUGUCACCGGUUCUUUCACGGAGACGGUGGCUGUGAGGAAAGGCCCAACCGCUAUCUUAGAUUCCUUUUGAUCCUCGGCUGACCAAGCCAACUGCGAGAGAAGCAAGAUCUGAACUCGCGACAUUUCCGCAUGCAAUUGAACAGCCAUGUCGGGCAGUAGUCUUCGAGUCAUCCCCAUCCCAUUCCGAGGUGAGCGAUGCCCAAGGGUGGUCAUGCUCCUAAUGCACGGGAGCCGGAUGCACGGGCCAUCAGACCCAAGGAGCGAUAUCGAGGCCCAAACCUUGGAGUGCCAGUCAGGCAGGGACGGCUCGGUUCAAGUUGUGGCUUUGGGAUUCAUCGCUCAUCGCUUUCGAACUCGCUUGAGAAGUUGAGGGGAGCAUCCACCAGGUCGGAACGAAUUGGCCACCCCUGCACUGCCCGACACGGACCCGCCCGGGGAGCUGUGUUUUUGACCACUCGCGCCUUCCAGCAGGCCUCGCCUCACUUUUCCAUCCCAAAACGGCCAAUCAGGGCCGUUGUGAGGUCCUGCAGCAGCGAGGGAUGGCCCGGAUUGUUCUUUGACAGCGAGGCGACGCAUGUAAAUCCAGUGAUUCUUCGUUUCCACGUCCCUUCUGCUCCACCGGCCAUGCACAGAAAACCGUUGUGGUUGCAAGCAAUGAAGCCAUCGGGCAAUCGACUGACGACGAGCAUCCAUGGGGCAAGGGGGAUUUAGACGGCUGAUUCAUCAAUUGGAGACCAUCACGACCCGGACAACGAUGGGGUCCGAGAUCUUAGAUACGCCCAAGCUCCUACCAUAUCUGGCGCCGGUUGGACUCUCCGAAUAUCAUUGAUGCGCAGUAUGGGAAUGAUGCUAUCCAACUUAAAUGGUGUUGACAUCAAGAGAA
Canariomyces notabilis is the source of this 1004-nucleotide messenger RNA. RefSeq lists its product as uncharacterized. The transcript is spliced from 3 exons. The record is from RefSeq and is a predicted model, not a curated record. Lineage: Eukaryota; Fungi; Ascomycota; Sordariomycetes; Sordariales; Chaetomiaceae. The coding region runs from base 317 to 832 and encodes 171 amino acids.